Microsporum canis CBS 113480 is the source of this 681-nucleotide messenger RNA. Its product is annotated as ubiquitin-conjugating enzyme E2. The transcript is spliced from 3 exons. Lineage: Eukaryota; Fungi; Ascomycota; Eurotiomycetes; Onygenales; Arthrodermataceae. Gene Ontology annotation, biological process: protein polyubiquitination; proteasome-mediated ubiquitin-dependent protein catabolic process. The record is from RefSeq and is a predicted model, not a curated record. Gene Ontology annotation, molecular function: ubiquitin conjugating enzyme activity. Bases 1 to 681 code for a protein of 226 amino acids.
AUGGCCGAACGCAUAUUGAUGAACGAGUACAAGUCCUUGGUUAAGGAGAAAUGGCUAAACAUCGAGUUAAACGACGACGACAUCUUCAACUGGAACAUCGCCCUGAUCGUCCUGAACCCAGACUCACUUUACCACGGCGGCUACUUCAAAGGGAAAAUCACUUUUCCUCAAAACUACCCAUAUUCACCUCCACAAUUCAGAUUCACUCCUUCUCUCUGGCACCCAAAUAUUUACGACAACGGCUACGUAUGCAUCUCCAUCCUACACAAGCCCGGCGAGGAUGAAAUGUCUGGAGAACUCGCCUCUGAACGCUGGUCACCCGCCCAACGUGUUGAAUCCGUCCUGAUUUCAAUCAUAUCCCUCCUCGAUGACGCAGAAGUGAGCUCGCCCGCCAACGUCGAGGCCGGUGUACAGCUCCGUAGUAACCCGGGGGCUUACAAGAAGCGAGUCAAGGCCGAAGUUGAGAGAUCGAUCAAGGAUAUCCCAGAGGGAUUCGAAAUGCCUACUUCCCACGAAGCUACUAUUGCACCACCUGCGAAGCCAGUCGAGAGAGAUGAGGACUUUUGGGUUGAUAGUGGGGAUGAGGAUUCCUUCGAGGAGAUGUUUGGUGGGAGCGACUCGGAGGGCGAGCUUGACGACCAGGAUACUGGAAGCGAGCCAGAGGCUGGCUCACCAUUGUGA